Pseudogymnoascus verrucosus is the source of this 3281-nucleotide messenger RNA. It is a transcript of the gene ALA1, whose product is annotated as Alanine--tRNA ligase. The transcript has 6 exons. Gene Ontology annotation, molecular function: nucleic acid binding; aminoacyl-tRNA deacylase activity; amino acid binding. NCBI's taxonomy places the organism in Eukaryota, Fungi, Ascomycota, Leotiomycetes, Thelebolales, Thelebolaceae. Gene Ontology annotation, cellular component: cytoplasm; mitochondrion. The coding region runs from base 128 to 3178 and encodes 1016 amino acids. The record is from RefSeq and is a predicted model, not a curated record. Gene Ontology annotation, biological process: tRNA modification; alanyl-tRNA aminoacylation.
CGUCAAUAAGAUUGUAUUAUCUACAGCGAACGAGCUUUGUGUUCUCGUCGCGACGUCGAGCUCGAUUGAUUCUUUGUUUGUAGCUGCUGUUCGAUUGGGCGGCUCGUCUCGCAGACGAUAGCGCUGGAUGGUUGUCGGCGGCUUGUGGAGGUCGACGUCUUUCUUGACUCACUCGCCUAUCUUCUGCACCGUCGAAUCCACACGUAUCCUCCCUCGUUAUACCCAGAGACUCACUGCGCCAAGAUCUUCGAGACGAUCACCGAUACACUUAAUCGCCGGAGGAAGACGAUUUUCGGGCAAUAUGGCCAGCGAGACGGCCCAAGAGUGGCCCGCGCCACUGGUGAGGAAGACGUUCCUGCAGUAUUUUGCCGACAGACAGCACGAGAUUGUUUCUUCCGCCUCGGUGGUGCCACACAAUGAUGCUACCCUCCUGUUUGCGAAUGCUGGUAUGAACCAGUUCAAGCCUAUCUUCCUGGGUACAGUUGGAGCCACCGAAGCAUUUGCCAGCAUGAAGCGUGCUGUUGAUACCCAGAAGUGUAUUAGAGCAGGUGGAAAACACAAUGAUCUCGACGAUGUUGGAAAAGACUCCUACCAUCACACAUUUUUCGAGAUGUUGGGCAACUGGUCUUUUGGGGACUACUUCAAGAAGGAGACCAUCGAGUUCUCUUGGGAACUGUUGACCAAGGUCUUUAAGUUAGAUCCGGACCGUCUCUAUGUGACUUAUUUCGAGGGCGACAAAGACCUUGGCCUCGAGGCUGAUUUGGAGGCCAAGGAGCUCUGGAUGGCAGUUGGUGUUGCCGAAGACCACAUUUUGCCAGGAGACAUUAAAGAUAACUUCUGGGAGAUGGGAGAGACCGGACCAUGUGGACCCUGCAGUGAAAUCCACUUUGAUAGAAUUGGUGGCCGAAACGCCGCCAGUCUAGUCAACCAGGAUGACCCAAAUGUGCUUGAGAUUUGGAACAACGUCUUCAUGCAAUUCGACAGGCAAAAGGACAGGUCCUUGAAGGUUCUUCCCGCCAGGCAUAUUGAUACCGGCAUGGGCUUUGAGCGCCUCGUGUCUAUUCUCCAGGACAAGACUUCCAACUACGCCACUGACGUUUUCACCCCGUUAUUCGCCAAAAUCCAUGAGGUUACCCAAGCUCGACCAUACACUGAUAAGUAUGGCAAGGAUGAUACCGACGGAAUCGACACCGCAUACCGCGUGAUUGCGGAUCAUGUGCGUCUCCUCACAUUUGCUAUCUCUGAUGGAGCAGUUCCAAACAACGAGGGCCGUGGUUACGUUGUCCGCCGCGUUCUCCGCAGAGGAUCGCGCUAUGCCAGGAAAUACUUCAAUGCCGAUAUUGGAAACUUUUUCUCCCGGAUUCUGCCAGCUUUGGUCGAGCAGAUGGGCGAACAAUUCCCCGAAAUUGUCAGGAUGCAGUCUGAGGUUGCUGAAAUUCUGGACGAGGAGGAAGCUCAAUUUGCCAGGACCUUGGAUAACGGCGAAAAGAUGUUUGAGAGAUUUGCUACAAGAGCAAUCAAGUCUGGCACUAACCGCCUCACCGGAGACGAGGUCUGGCGCCUGUAUGACACUUACGGUUUCCCCGAAGAUUUGACCAAGAUUAUGGCCGAUGAGCGUAGCAUUGGCUACAAUGACGAAGAGAUCGAAAUUGCAAGGCUGAAGGCUCGCGAAGCAAGCAAGUCUACAAAGGAGGGUGUCAUUGCAUUCGCCAAGCUGGAUGUCCAUCAGAUCGCUGAGCUAAACAAGUCCGAGGUACCACCAACUAUCGACGACGCAAAGUACACUGGCAACGUUACUACCGGUAAAGUCAAGUUCAUCUAUGAUGGCAAGGACUUCCUGAAAUCCACCAAGGAGUUGGUAGCUGGUCAAAACUUUGGGUUGAUGUUAGAUCGUACCAAUUUCUACGCUGAGUCUGGUGGCCAAGUUGCCGACGUCGGUAGAAUUGGUAUUGAUGGCGGGGCUGAGUUCAAGGUUGUUGAUGUCCAGGCAUACGGUGGCUACAUUCUUCACAACGGAUUCCUAGAGCAGGGAGAGCUUUCGGCUGGUGACGAGGUCACACUUGAAUAUGACGAAAUCAGGAGGCAACCCAUUCGCAACAACCAUACCGGAACCCAUAUCUUGAACCACUCCCUGAGAGAAGUUCUCGGCGAUGAGGUGCACCAGAAGGGAUCCUUGGUCGAUGCGGAAAAGCUCCGCUUCGAUUUCUCUAACAAGGUUCAGCUUACUUUGCCAGAGCUGCAAAAGAUUGAGGAUUUCUCAAACUCGUACAUCAGGCAAAACUGCAAGAUUUACUCCAAGGAUGUCCAGCUUGAGGAGGCGCAGGGUAUUGUCGGUCUCCGCGCUGUGUUUGGCGAGACCUACCCCAACCCCGUCCGCGUAGUCUCUGUCGGUGUUGAUGUUGACACCUUGCUUGCUGACCCAAAGAAUGAGGAGUGGCGCAAGGUCAGCGUCGAGUUCUGCGGUGGCACACACGUGGACCAGACCGGAGAGAUCAAGGACCUCAUCAUUGUUGAGGAGAGCGGUAUCGCAAAGGGUAUCCGCCGUAUUAUUGCGUACACUGGACAGGCCGCCCGCCAAGUCCAGCUCGCUGCAAAGGACUUUUCACAGAGGCUCGACGCCCUCGAGGCACUGCCAUACGGACCUGAGAAGGAGCGCGAAAUCAAGGCCAUCUCUUCCGACCUCAAUGGUCUCAGGAUCUCCACUCUCACCAAGGAGCAACUCCGUGAACGCUUCAGCAAGGAGUCGAAGAAGGUUGUUGACGAGCAAAAGAAGCGCCAGAAGGCUGAGUCUAGCACUGCUACCGAUGCAGUGAAGGCCUACUUCAAGGACCCGGAGAACAAGGAUAAGACUUUCUACGUUGCGAGGUUACCCAUUUCUGCCAACAGCAAGGCUAUCAGCGAUGUUAUCAACUACUGCAAGAAGGAGGCGAAGGAUAAGACGGUUUACGUCUUUGCUGGAGGCGAGGAGCAUGGAGCCGUUAUUCACGGUGUCUAUGUUGGAACUGCCCAUGCUACGGAUGUUCUCGCUGAAGAUUGGUCAGGGGCCGUAGUUGAUAUUCUUGGCGGCAAGUCUGGCGGCAAGCAGCCAACGCGCCAAGGACAGGGUGAGAAGCCCGAGAAGAUUGACGAGGCUGUCGAUGCUGCUACCAAGUGGCUUGAAAGCAAGUUGAAGAUCUAAGCGUCGUUCAUACUCAUAUAUGUGGGGUGAAUUCAACGGACCAAUCAUGGUGUAAAUUAUCACAACGAAGAUAGAAAUAUACUGUCUGUUGUAAUUGCAGAGG